AGAUUUGAACCUUUGAUGCCCUUUCUGAUGUCUUUCCCCGCGGGGCAACAAAUACAUCCUUAACAAAACAUAAACGGUGUGUCAGCGCAAAAAAUAAUGCGAUCCACCAACUAAGGAGAGCCGUAGCGACAAUUUCAAUUUUCCUGCGCCGCAGCCGGUGACACAAUUUCUCGGCGAAGUGUUUUCCUGGGAAGAAAAUCUUAGAGAGAUAAUGGCAGGGCACGACGAAUACGUGGGAGCGGACAAUGCGGAGGCCAUAAUCACUAGAAUCGAGCACAAGUCUCGAAAGAUCGAAAGCUUACUCAAACAGUCCAAACCAGUCGAAGCUCUUAAAACUGCUCUUGAGGGCGCGCCGCCCAACACCCGAGACGAACGAUGCAAUUCAGCAAAUUGGAUAGUGGUACACAGAGCAAUAAUGGCUAUAAAGGAUGUGGACGGGAUGUUCUCUUCCUUGGACCCUGAGUACUACGAUAUUCUUAUGAAGUACUUGUAUAGAGGCUUGUCGACCGGAGAUCGGCCCACAUGUGAUCAGUGCCUACGGAUUCAUGAAAAAUUGACAGAGAGAGCUGGCCUCGGAUGCAUACUGCGUUCCCUUGCAGAUACUGUGAAUACCGUUUGAUGCCUGUCGAAUAUAUAUAUAUAUCCUUGCAUCCUCCCUCCCAUGCAUUUCAAAACAAGCUAUGACCUCAAAAUGUUGAUUAUUACAAUUGAAGGAUUUUCAUGAAGAGUUCAUCCUUGUAGAAGCCUUUGGACGUAAUGUUUGGUACAAGAAUUCAACGAAUGAAAAUAGAAUCGACCACUUUACUUUUA
Malania oleifera is the source of this 810-nucleotide messenger RNA. RefSeq names its product actin-related protein 2/3 complex subunit 5A-like. Gene Ontology annotation, biological process: regulation of actin filament polymerization; Arp2/3 complex-mediated actin nucleation. The transcript is spliced from 4 exons. The coding region runs from base 212 to 619 and encodes 135 amino acids. NCBI's taxonomy places the organism in Eukaryota, Viridiplantae, Streptophyta, Magnoliopsida, Santalales, Ximeniaceae. The record is from RefSeq and is a predicted model, not a curated record. Gene Ontology annotation, molecular function: actin filament binding. Gene Ontology annotation, cellular component: cytoplasm; Arp2/3 protein complex; actin cytoskeleton.